UCAGUGGGGUCCCCCAUAGUGUUAUCAUCAGUGGGGUCCCCCAUAGUGUUAUCCAUCAGUGGGGUCCCCCGAACCCCCAUAGUGUUAUCCAUCAGUGGGGUCCCCAUAGUGUUAUCCAAUAGUGGGGUCCCCCAUAGUGUUAUCCAUCAGUGGGGUUCUCCAUAGUGUUAUCCAUUAGUGAGGUCCCCUGUACCCCCAUAGUCUUAUCCAUUAAUGGGAUCCCCUGUACCCCCAUAGUGUUCUCUCAGUAGGGUUCCCUGUACCCCCAUAUAGUGUUAUCCAUCAAUGGGGUCCCCUCCCCUGUGACCCGUAGUGUUCUCCAUCAGUGGGGUCCCCCAUAGUGUUCUUCAUCAGUGGGGUCCCCUGUACCCCAUAGUGUUCUCCAUCAGUGGGGCCCCCAUAGUGUUCUCCAUCAGUGGGGUCCCCUGUACCCCAUAGUGUUCUCCAUCAGUGGGGCCCCCCCCCAUAGUGUUCUCCAUCAGUGGGGCCCCCCAUAGUGUUCUCCAUCAGUGGGGCCCCCCAUAGUGUUCUCCAUCAGUGGGGCCCCCUGUACCCCCAUAGUUUUGUCCAUCAGUGGGGUCCCCCAUAGUGUUCUCCAUCAGUGGGGUCCUCUGUACCCCCAUAGUGUUCUCCAUCAGUGCGGUCCCCACAGUGUCCUCAGGAGGAGGCGGGGGGCCGUGCUCUUCUCCCCGGUGUCGGGGUUCAGGAGGAGGCGGGGGGCCGUGCUCUUCUCCCCGGUGUCGGGGUUCAGGAGGAGGCGGGGGGCCGUGCUCUUCUCCCCGGUGUCGGGGCUCAGGAGGAGGCGGGGGGCCGUGCUCUUCUCCCCGGUGUCGGGGCUCAGGAGGAGGCGGGGGGCCGUGCUCUUCUCCCCGGUGUCGGGGUUCAGGAGGAGGCGGGGGGCCGUGCUCUUCUCCCCGGUGUCGGGGCUCUGUCCCGGGGCGGUCUCUCCUAUCUCCUCCCUGAUUCACUCUCUACAAAUAUGAAGCCCGAGGAGCCGGAGCCGCACACGUGUCUGGUCUCAGUCCUCACUACAUGCGGCUCCGCUGCGCUCCAUGCGGCGCUCCUCGGGGUCUCACACCGCGGGGAUCUCCACCGGCCCCGACAUUCUCAGCGCAGCCGGAACCUUGUGACAUUAAACUCCCGAUACUUUGUAGCAAAGAAAAAGUCGUUAGAGCGGCGCAGCGCGCAUGCGCGGAGGGUGCACCAAAUUCAAACAGCUGGUGCGAGGGGCUCCGGGGUGGAGGGUCCAUGCCACAGGGCACUAGGGGAGAGUGAGUGCAGCCGCGACCAUGGUGGACAGGGGGCCCCUCCUCACCUCGGCCAUCAUCUUCUACUUGUCUAUUGGGGCGGCCAUAUUCCAAGUCCUGGAGGAGCCCAACUGGAAACAAGCCACCAAGGAGUUCGAUGAGAGCAAAACCAAAAUCCUGGACAAGUACACCUGCCUGACCCUGAAGGACCUGGAGGAGAUCCUGGAGACGGUUUCCAAUGCUGCCGGUCAGGGGGUGACAAUUAGCGGGAACACGACCUUCAACAACUGGAACUGGGCGAACGCCGUUAUCUUUGCAGCCACGGUCAUCACCACAAUCGGUUACGGUAACAUAGCCCCCAAGACCUCUGCCGGUCGGCUCUUCUGUAUAUUCUAUGGUUUAUUUGGGGUUCCGCUUUGUCUGACUUGGAUCAGCGCCUUGGGGAAGUUCUUUGCAGGACGAGCCAAAAGGCUGGGCCAGUUUCUUACUAAAAGAGGAGUCACUUUGAGAAAAGCCCAGAUCACGUGCACGGCCAUCUUCAUCUUAUGGGGCGUCAUUGUCCACCUGGUGAUUCCCCCUUUCAUCUUCAUGAGGACUGAAGGCUGGGACUACAUCGAGGGCCUCUACUUCUCCUUCAUCACAAUCACCACCAUUGGUUUUGGAGACUAUGUAGCAGGUGUGAAUCCAAAAGUGACUUAUGGCACCCUCUACAGAUACUUUGUGGAAAUCUGGAUCUAUCUCGGUUUGGCCUGGCUGUCCUUGUUUGUGAACUGGAAGGUCAGCAUGUUUGUAGAGGUCCACAAGGCCAUCAAAAAGAGACGUAAAAAAAGGAAAGAGUCCUUCGAAAACGACCCAAGGACAAAAAAGGACAAGCAGAUCCCGAUGGGGAAUCCGAAGGACAUCAACAUCCUGAGCUUCCUGUCUAAAAAGGAGGAAACGUACAACGAUCUGAUCAAACAGAUCGGCAAAAAUGGUUUAAAGACUGGCGGCGAUAGAAUCCUGAAUGGUGAUCUUGCCGAUAACGAGCCCGAUAGGGGGAAGGAGAUGGUGGUCUUUACUAAACGCUAUGGAUUUGGCUACGACACCGUAACCUUUUCCAGUGGUCUUCAGAAAGACAACGGGAUGAGGCCCCUCCAGGACAGGGAAGCCACCAUUUUUAUCAACCAGUUAGAUCGGAUCAGCGAGGAGGAAGGGGAACCUUGGGAGUCGAAAGAUUAUAAGCCCUUGAUUUUUCAGAAUAACAUCAACUUUGUUAAUGAGGAGGAGGACGAAGAAGACGAUGACGAUGAAGAGGAAGAAUGUGAUAAUUCUGAAGAUGAAGAAAAGUCCAAAUCCUCCAUAGAGGAAAAUAAUGAGGGUCCGGAGACCCCGACAAGACUUGAUACAUUCACUUGUCUGGAUGAGUCUUCUUUUUCCAGCAAUGACACUGAGGUGUCCGUUCCAUACGAACAACUUCUGAACGAGUACAAUAACAUUAAUAAAAAGGGAGAUACGUGAGCUGGAUGCCGAUCGGGCUGGUUCUGAUCAGAGACGCUGCUUGUUCUGGAAAAAAAAAAAAAAACGAUCAAAGAAUAUUUUUGCUUUGUUUUUGUGACCAGCAAGUGACCAAAUCUAGAAUGACUUAAAGGGGUACUUCGCAAAGGAUAGGUACUAUCCAAAGGAUAGGUGAUAAGAUGUCUGAUGGUGGCGGUCCUGCCACUGGGGACCCCUGCGAUCUCCCUGCUUCACCCGGUGUUCGUUUAGAGCGUCUGGUGCAGCGCUGGAGGCUCGUGAUGGCCAUGCCCCACUUGUGACGUCACGGCCACGU
Molecule: messenger RNA, 3054 nt
Organism: Hyla sarda
Lineage: Eukaryota; Metazoa; Chordata; Amphibia; Anura; Hylidae
Gene: KCNK5
Product: potassium two pore domain channel subfamily K member 5
Exons: 5
Coding region: 1290-2744 (484 amino acids)
Biological process (GO): stabilization of membrane potential; potassium ion transmembrane transport
Cellular component (GO): membrane
Molecular function (GO): potassium ion leak channel activity
Source: RefSeq, a predicted model, not a curated record